CUCCUUGAAGCUGGAGGCGUAUUUUUAUUACAUCAAUUGGGUUUGUAAAGCACCCGGCACACAUUGCCGCCAUACCACCAAGUGCAAAUUCUACUCCUGGCCUACGAUAACAAUUCUUCGUCAUUCAGAGUUACGGUUAGCAAGAUUCAAAUACACGCAGCGGAUGACAGACCUGCAGAAGACAGAGUCACAUGACCGCUCAAAAAUCGAAGUGCAUGUACUGAUUGUGACUUAUGUAAUUGGUCAUAAUGGUCAUUCAGCGUCAGAGACGCGCGUGUCACGUGGACCACACAUCAAAUAUGAUGCGUGUAAAAUCGAUGAGCUCGAUGUUUCAAUGCCAAUUAAAACGUCUACCGCUUUAUCGGAGGAGAGAGUUACAUAACCUAAAAAUACAACCGUCUGGCAGCCGGUUAGAUGCUAUUGGACCUCCAGAUCCGGUUUCAAAUUUGAGACCUAUUAUUUUUGCGAAACCAGACAAGGAGACUGAACUCGAAAGAUGUUACAGAAGGGCGAGAGAAUCAGCACAGGCUUGGAAUCAGGAGUUCUGGACAAAGCAUAACGCCAGUUUUAUAUUGGAGCGAAAACAGUUUCAAGAGAAUCGCAAGCAGGCUGGAAUCCCAACAUUGACUGCAGAUGAAAUGUCCGUGUUUUACAAGAAAUUUUUGGACAAGAAUUGGCAAACUCAUCUGAAUUACAAUAUUUCAUGGUAUAAAAAGAACAUUACGAUACUGAUUUUGGAAAUCAGGGUAAAGUUGUCAAGACUUGGAAGAUAGUAGUGUUUAUGACAUUUAUAUUUGUAAGUAGCAGUUUUACCUUGUCCUGUGCUGUAAAGUAAGUGUGAAUAAAUUAUUCUUAAUAUUA
Neodiprion virginianus is the source of this 861-nucleotide messenger RNA. RefSeq names its product COA8 family protein CG14806, mitochondrial (gene Coa8). The record is from RefSeq and is a predicted model, not a curated record. Gene Ontology annotation, cellular component: mitochondrion. NCBI's taxonomy places the organism in Eukaryota, Metazoa, Arthropoda, Insecta, Hymenoptera, Diprionidae. The transcript is spliced from 5 exons. The coding region runs from base 249 to 773 and encodes 174 amino acids. Gene Ontology annotation, biological process: intrinsic apoptotic signaling pathway.